CGAAGAACUUAAAGGAUGCGAUAGCCGUCGCAUUUCAUUAUCAAGAUCAAAUCUUAUUCUGGACUGACGUUUCCUUGGGAAAGAUAUUACGCAAAUCUAUAAACAAUGACAGUAAAGUUGAAACAGUUGUAUCUGUUGGUUUAAUCCGACCCGAAGGAAUUGCGAUUGAUUGGGUCACCAAGAAGAUUUAUUGGACUGACUCACACUUGAAAUUAAUCGAAGUUGUGAAUUUUGAUGGCACGCAACGUUCUGUGUUAUUUUGGGAAAAUUUAGAUAAACCCAGAGCUAUUGUUGUUGAUCCUAGCCAUGG
Messenger RNA from Paramuricea clavata, 310 nucleotides. The record is from the annotation of a GenBank genome assembly. Lineage: Eukaryota; Metazoa; Cnidaria; Anthozoa; Malacalcyonacea; Plexauridae.